AAUAAUAAUAAAUACCCCAAGAAGAAGAAGGCUCUCUCUCUUUCCCUUUCGGAGGCGGCGGAGGAGGCGCUAGGCCGCGGCGCCUGCCCAUCCUUCCUCCUCCCGUCCCUUUGCUGCCCCUUCCUCCCGCCGGGGGCCUUGCGCUGAGCUGGGGCCCGGCCAGGAAGGGGCAUGGCCGCAUCGCCAGGGGGGCGAGAGGGCAGGGGCUGCCUUCGGGGCGGCGGAGGCCGGCUCUGAGGAGGGUAAGUCAGGAAGACUCUUCUAGAAUCCUGGUCCAUUGAAGAUGUUGGGAAAUACACUUUAGUUUUUCUUCAUGUGUUCUUGUGUCUCUCCUUAUGAAUUUACAGUGACAGCAGGGGAACCCUUCCCAUUUGAGCCUGGCCUCUGCUAUGUUGCAUUCUCAGCAUCUUCUCCGUUAGCUUUUGCAAAUGAAAAUGGAGGAAAUGACUUUGUCGGGCCUGGAUAACAGCAAGUUGGAGGCUGUGGCUCAUGAUAUUUACUCAGACUUGAUUGAAGAUGCUUGCUUGGGCUUGUGUUUUGAAGUACACCGGGCUGUCAAAUGUGGCUACUUCUUUCUGGAUGACACAGACCCUGAUAGUAUGAAGGACUUUGAAAUUGUAGAUCAGCCAGGGCUGGAUAUCUUUGGCCAGGUCUAUAACCAGUGGAAGAACAAGGAGUGUGUUUGCCCAAACUGCAGCCGAAGCAUUGCUGCCUCCCGCUUUGCUCCACAUUUGGAGAAGUGCCUUGGUAUGGGCAGGAACAGCAGCCGCAUCGCUAAUCGGAGGAUAGCAAGUAGUAACAACAUGAAUAAAUCCGAGAGUGACCAAGAAGAUAACGAUGAUAUAAAUGAUAAUGACUGGUCAUAUGGAUCUGAGAAGAAAGCAAAGAAGAGAAAAUCAGAUAAGAAUCCCAAUUCACCUCGAAGAUCCAAGUCCCUGAAACAUAAAAAUGGGGAGCUGAGUGGUAAUCCAGACCCAUUUAAGUACAACAACUCUGCUGGAAUAAACUAUGAAACACUUGGCCCCGAGGAGCUUCGUACUUUACUCACUACGCAAUGUGGGGUGAUCUCUGAACACACCAAGAAGAUGUGUACACGGUCCCUGCGCUGUCCUCAGCACACAGAUGAACAGCGGAGAUCAGUCAGAGUUUACCUCCUGGGACCCUCUGCCUCACUUCCUGAGACGGAAGGAAGCGUGGAGAAUGACAGUUUUGAUAUGGCAGAAAGUCAAGCCCUCAUGAAUCGACUGCAGUGGGAUGGAUCUUCAGACAUCUCUCCCUCUGAUUCAGCCUCAUCAAAAGCAAGUACAAACAACUCAGAGUCCCGAAAAACCAAAAAGAAGAAACCACACAUGAGCCUGGUUGGAGGUGCUCCAGGAAUGAGCUCCAGUAAGAAGAAACUGAAGCCUAAACCGCUUGCACCUCCCACUCCCAGCCUCUAUGAUGACAUCAACUGAAUAAUGCUGGGAUAAGAAUACAGGGAGAAGGCAGACGUGCCUCAGUAUGCUUCAGACCCAAUUCAUGGGAAAGGCGCUGGCAGUGUACUCUCAUGCACUCUUUCAUGUACAAUUUUUUUUUUUAAAAAAUUAACUGUGAAAGAGAGAUGGCUGCAUGUGUUCCCAUCUUCUCCUCUCAAGCCUCCAGCACACAUUGCACAGCCCUUUGUGUCCACUGGAUGUGGCACGAAAGAACCAGACUGCUUUUGGGCACCCACCCUUUUGGGGGGAGAGAGGUGGCAGUGGUUUGAGGUGGGGACCUGGAAGAUGGACCACACCUCUGCCAGUUGGAGUAGCCAUUCUUCCUCCUCCCCCAUGUUCAACAUGUCUAUUUAUUGUGAUGUUAGUGGAUGUUCAAUCAUGAUUAUAUAUAUGGUGGCAUUGUGUCACUUAGCAACGCUAGAGACUGACUGGGCAGGUUUGGGAGAUGUAUACCUGUGUGUCUGAUGUGGAAGGGAAUCAAAGGGCCUGAGGAGGAAUGAAGGACAACUGGUGCCCUUCAGUGUCCACCCUUUGUUCCAAGAGUCUGCUCCAGUGGCCUCCUUUUUGUUGUGAGAAGUGGCAAAAGAUUUUGAAUUGGCCUCUUCCUUUCUGAGCUUUUGUGGUGCUCAGUUGUUUAAAAGGCUGUUUUUUAAGCUACACUUUGCCCCCUUUGGCCUUCCUUAUUAUGGCCUUCCUCCACUUACUGAAUCAGUUUGGGUGAGGCAGACAAGUUUGAUCUGUUGUCGCUACUGUCAUUAUUGCUUCCUUCCCAGAUACGGUGUGCUUCCUCACCUGUGGGAUUUUGGAGAUUUUGUAUAAAGCAAUACUACGAAUGAACAUGAUGAUAGAUGGGCAUUUCCUUCCAAUAUAUACAUGUCAGGAAACUGGUACAGCAGUUGACUCUUAAUUUGUACAUUGGGCACACAUUUACAUUUGCCCAACUGUGACAGCCAGUACCUUAAGACCCAUGUUGUUUUAUACACAUCUUGUACGUAAAUAUGAUUCUUCAUAUAUGCCUGAAAACUGGCUUUCAGUUGAAACUUUUCUUGAAUUUUAAAAUAGCUUUAUUUAACAUCCUACAGGAGGAAUUAAUUGAGACCGUGCAGAAGGGCUGUGUUGUGGUCUGCAGGUGUUAAUCUUUAAUUCUUUCCUGUCAUGGUAUGUGUGAUGUUAAAAAAUGAUUUAUUCUUAGUCAGGAAAUUUGAAGAAAUCCUGUUGGAGUAUUAGAGCCAAACUUAAGGGAAAGAAGGUGAAGUGCAUACUUCAGAUUAGUAGUUAUUUUUCAUCUCCCCUUCACGUAUCCCUGGCUUCAGUUUUAUUCUUUUCUACAAACAACUGCAGUUUUAAAUCUAGUGCCAUAAAUCAUGGUGGUCCUAAAUGUAUGGAUACAGGCUUGAAAUUUUAAAGCUGCUUCUGGAGCUAGAGUGUAACCAGUUUUCCAUCUGCUCAUGUGCUUUCCUUUUGUAUCCCUUCCUGGAUCUUAACAAGAUUGAGAGUAGAAAGCCAUGUGUUGCCCAUCAAGCCCUGCAGAAAUCACACAGAUGCUUGUGAAUGUACACCAAGGGAAUUUGUUGUGUAUUCUUUUCUGCUCCCCAUCUGCUCCCCAUUGUGCAGUCUCUCUGUAUUUGUGUGUGUGUGUGUUUGGAGUGAAUGAUUGCCUCCUACAGAACUACUGUCAGAAUUGCUUGUACUUUGGGUGAGGCAACAGACCACUUUCAUUAAUGUGGUAAUGGAUGACAGCUUGUAUGUUUGUCACUGAAAAUCCAAAGAUACAACGAAAUCUAGCUGUGCUGGUUCUCUGGAUUAGGGUAGAUAGCACUACAUCAUAAUUGAGUUCCCUUUUACCUUUCCUCUUCCACCAAAAAAAGCCUUUUAGAACAGGUAAUAGGUCUACUUUGGCUGCUGCUAAAAUCCAUAGGCUCAGGUCUGUAAGAGGCUCUAUGUAGUUUUCACCUACAAUCAUAAAGCAGAGCAGUUUUGCCAUAUUCUGAGCUGUUUGUGUGGAGAGCCUUUAAAGCAGCCAUGGCAAAUGGGUUGGGGGGGGGGUCAUUUAUGGCAGAUAUGGGAGACUAUGGGCAGCAAACUCUGCAGGCUUUGUGGUAGUUUGGUGGAUUUUGGGCAAAAAUUGGCAAUAUUUGUUUAGUCUGGUGGCUUUGCAGACUUUAAGGGCCACACUUUCCCCAUCUGCUCUGAAGGCUGUCUGCAUUCCUCAGAAUUCCAUUGGUACCUUAUAUUGUCAUAACUAGCCAUUACAUAUGUAAUAGCUUAGAGCUGUCCUAUUGGCCCCUGAGCAGCUUUCGGCUCUCUCCUAUCAUUGCUGUCCCUGUGGCUGUUUAACCUGCUGCUGUACCACCUAUAUUAGCAGUUAAUGUCAGCCAAGAGGGUUGAAGUUCUUGCUUCCUUGUGUUUCCCUUGUGCUUUCAGAAGCUGUGUGGCUCAAACACUGGCUGUUGUGUUUUCUUACAUUGCCAUGUAGAUAGUGGAUCUGUUAAACUUGCAAACACUGAAGGUGCAUGCAACUGACGAUAGUGAAAAUUAUGUAUCAGGUCUGGAAACUUGGUAAUCUGUCCAGCAAGUUAACACUAUUAAGUUUAGGUAUUUUCCUCAUCCCUCCUCCACACUUUUCGUCCAUGGGCAAAAGGUCUGUAAUACAUAGUGUGUGUCCAGAGCCAAGGCAGACCUUCUUGUUUGCACUGCAAGGCAGAGACAGAAAGCCUUGCCCCAAAAUGGGACUAGGCUUACUUAGGUGAAACAAACCUGCAAAAAUUAGGUCAUGCUUGUGAUCUGAUCAAAUCUAUCAAACAUCAGUUCAGUAUAUCUAGAAACUAAGACUUAUGCUUUAGCAAGUAUUUAAAAAAAAAACCACGAACCAGUGUUCUGAGAAACCUUUGUUAAGUAAGUAAUGCUGAAACUGGCAUGUUUUAAAGUAAAUUACUGGAUGGUUGGUGAGGAGAAAAGAGGUAGACUUGGAUUCUAACUAGGAUUAGUUCCCUUCAGUGCCUGACAUCCAGUAGCUGGGUGGUUCAGACAACAUAUUCCUAAAACUGUUGGCCACUUUUGCUUACCUGUUGUAGUAGUGCAUAAGUGGCCAGAAUGGGAGAGUAGAUCCUGGCUUUACCUCUGUAACUGCAACCGAAGCAUAUGGGAGUCAUAUUGUAGACACCUUUGGAAGUGUAGCAGCUGGGGAAUUUUGAACAUUGAUUUAGCAGUGGGGAGGACAGGUCUUUUUUUAUAUAUGGCUCUGUAUCUGCACUUGCACCCUUUAUUUUUUUUUAAAGGUAGGCCUGUUUCACUUGAAGAAAAAAACUCAUUUAUUCUAUCAUGACUGAUGAGAGGUUUUUAAUUUGUCAGUGAUGACUUACGAACUGCACCUAUGUGAUAUUUUUCAACGUGUGCAGAAAAUCAUUGGAGUAAGUACUGUACUGUGGUCUCUUGAUUUUUUUAAAAAAUGUUUUGUGUAUGUAAUCUCAGCUUGUACAGGUAGGUAGAUAGGUAUUCUUUAAAAAAUACUGUCAGAUCUGUAUUUUUCUUUUCCUGCCCAUCCAUGGAUUGUGGCAUGCCUGUGUAAAUAAACUAACUCUGCUUGGUAUGUCUUCAA
This is a messenger RNA of Sceloporus undulatus (fence lizard), 5073 nucleotides long. RefSeq names its product ataxin 7 like 3 (gene ATXN7L3). NCBI's taxonomy places the organism in Eukaryota, Metazoa, Chordata, Lepidosauria, Squamata, Phrynosomatidae. Gene Ontology annotation, cellular component: SAGA complex; DUBm complex. The coding region runs from base 429 to 1454 and encodes 341 amino acids. The transcript is spliced from 14 exons. Gene Ontology annotation, biological process: positive regulation of DNA-templated transcription; regulation of transcription by RNA polymerase II. The record is from RefSeq and is a predicted model, not a curated record. Gene Ontology annotation, molecular function: transcription coactivator activity.